Molecule: messenger RNA, 2120 nt
Organism: Motacilla alba alba
Lineage: Eukaryota; Metazoa; Chordata; Aves; Passeriformes; Motacillidae
Gene: GPATCH11
Product: G-patch domain containing 11
Exons: 9
Coding region: 343-1113 (256 amino acids)
Cellular component (GO): kinetochore
Molecular function (GO): nucleic acid binding
Source: RefSeq, a predicted model, not a curated record
CGCCGGGUCGGGCCCGGUGGGUGCGCGGUUCCCGGGCCGCUCCCGCCGCUGGCCCCGCUCCUGGCGCUUGGCUGCGGCUCGCGGGGGCUCCUGGGCGUGGAGCGGCGUCGCGGCCGCCCGUGGUCGGCGUAGCGGAGCCCGGGAAGACGCGCUGUGGGCUUGGGGGCGGGCGCGGGUGCCCCGAGGCUGGCAGGGGGCGGCCCGGCCCGGCGGGUUCGGGUGUUUUCGUCCCUCGGCCCCUCCGUCCCCCACCUCGCAGGGAACGCAUAGAGAAAUAAAAUGCUCCGUAACACGCACUGAGGGUGUCCAUAGGGGAGGCGUCGGCAUAAAGGCGUUCUAAUCAUGGAGGGAGAUGAAGAGGAAGACUAUAUGUCUGAUUUAUUUAUUAAACAGGAUGUCAGGCCAGGCUUGCCCAUGGUGAGGCGGGUGAAGGAAGCUAUUCAGAAAGAAGAAAAGCAAAAAGAAGCCAAUGAGAAGAACAGACAAAAAAGCAUAAAAGAAGAAGAAAAAGAGAGACGUGACUUGGUACUGAAAAGUGCAUUGGGCAACGAGAACAAAGGCUUUGCUUUGCUCCAGAAGAUGGGCUACAAGAGCGGCCAGGCUCUUGGCAAAAGUGGAGAAGGCAUUGUUGAACCUAUUCCUCUGAACAUAAAAACAGGCAGAAGUGGGCUUGGUCAUGAGGAAUUAAAAAAGCGAAAAGCUGAAGAAAAACUGGAAAACUAUAGACAAAAGCUCCGUAUGAAAAAACAAGAAAAUGAACAAGCUGCAGAUCAGUUCAGAAUAAGAUUCAAAACCAAACAAGAAGAACGUAAGAUGGAAGGGGACCUGAGAAGAAGCCAGAGGGCCUGCCAGCAAUUAGAUACGCAAAAAGAUAUUGAUGUUCCCAAGGAGACCUGGUUUUGGAUAGAACCUGAAGAGGAAGACAAAAAGGAUGAGGAAGACAAGAAAGAUGAAUGCACAAGCUCAGACUUAAGUGUAUCAGAAAAGCUACACAUCCUGACAGCCUAUUUGAGAGAGGAGCAUUUCUACUGCAUUUGGUGUGGAACAACCUAUGAAGACUCUGAAGAUUUAUCUUCAAACUGUCCUGGAGACAGUGCUGCAGAUCAUGACUAAAGCCAGUCUAAAGGAAGAAGCCCUAGAUAAGAAGCAGAGGAGGGACAUGUGUGAAGCUGAGAAGAGACACAACCAAGGCAGGUGGCCAGAGGGAUAUUCCAUGCCAUAUGGCAUCACACUCAGCAACAAAAGCUGGGAGAUGAAGAAGGAAGAGGGGAUACCCAUGGCUAUGGUGUUUACCUUCCCAAGUACACAUUGGACAUGAUGAAGCCCCACUUUCUUGGGAACAUCUGCCAGCUGAUGGGAAGGAGUAAGCAACUUCCUUAUGUUGCUUUGGUCACACAUCCAUCUAUGCUUUGUCUAUUAAACUGUCUUCAUCUUGAUCCACAAGUUCUUGCUCCCUUUCACCUUUCUGAUUCUCUCCCUGUCCCACUGGGGGGAAGCAAGUAGUUAGCUGGGGGCUUCACUGCCUCCUGGGGUCAACCCACCGCUGUGCCCUAAUAAAAAAUGGUUGGAUUUCAGACAAAUCAGUCCUUACAGAUCUCACUUGUCCUGCAGCUGCAAAUCCCCUAAUGUUUCUGAUACUGCCUUUGCAACAGGGGAGAAAACAACAACUGGAUUUCUGCCUGUGGCAGCAGCACACACUUGCACCAAGGUAAAGUGACCAUUAGAGCCUCAGAGCACCUCUGUGCUUCAGAUUGCAGCACAGCAUGUAAAUGCUCACAGCCAAUAAGAUGGAUUCACACAGUCAAGGUACAGUACCGUGAGCUCCUCUGUGGGAAAAUUGGUCUCAAAUAGUGUAGUGACUUUAGGAACUCACUUUUUUCAUUAUUCCAACCUCAUUCUCCAGUUCCCUUUAAUGAAGUGUUCAGGUGGGAAACAAUGAAGAUGUAGAAUGAAGUGCUUGCUCUCAUUGUGUAAGCAAGGCUUAACAAGAAAUCUUAAGGGGGCAAACAGUAGGAAAAGGCACUCCCAUAGUGUGCCAUAUACUCUACACAGAGGAAACAACAAAAAAAAAACCAAAAAAAACCAAAAAAAAACCCAACAUGUAAGAAAGGUUGUUUAUG